CUUUUCCUGCCUCGGAAAGGAAUUCUCACAGCUGCUCUUCUUGCUAGCUCCAUUCUGCCCCAGAGCCUGGUUAUAAACCUCCAGCCUGGGCUCCAGGAAGUCGAGAUUCACAUUGUACUUGAACGAGCAGUCUGCUUAGUUUACUACUACUACUGCUACUACUAUUAUUAUUUAGAGAAAACAAAAUGUUUCCUCUGAGCCGCAACCCCGAUCUUCCCCCUGGAUGAGCAGACUAUCAACAAAGAAGUGUAACUGGUGGAGCAGACGGAGCCCUUGACUGACUGGACUGUGCAAGUUAAUGGAGUUUCCUUUGCUGGCUCUCUUCUCCCCAGCCCGGUGGAAAGAGCCUUUGGGGCCAGAGUUAAGGAUGCACUGUAUGUGCAGAAAGUAUCUAUUUCUCCCCCUUUUUUUCUUUCACUGAACCUUAAAAAAUCUAGGGUAGUUUGAUUAAAAUGUAGCUGUUUGGGAAGCAUAAGCUGUGGAAAAUGAAAAAUACUAGAAGGAAAAUGUACUGGUCCAGUGAGGGGGAGUAGUUGUCCAGUAUUUGGAAAGUACCCAAGGUGAACUAUGUGGAUUUUGGAAAUUACUUUUUUUAACUGUUGGAUUCUCUCGCAAAUCAGCUUUUAAGGUAUAGGGCUAAGAGCUUUGUGUUUGUUUUGGUUUGGUUACUUGUGGACACUUCUUGCUGACCUAGGCAUCUUAAAAACAAGAUAUGUGGGAACAGGUUUAUGAAGUGUCUGUUAUCUUGAAAAAUGCAUUUUAUGAAUGCUUUGAAUUAGGAAGGUGUUAACAGUAUCGUUUCUGCCACAGAGGAAGCUAUAAUCUGAAACAGUUGCCUGGCAGUCACCCAGAUGCCCUUGACUGGCAAGAGCUAGUGUUCCGAACCGUCUUCCUUUAGAUGGAAAUACAGAGCUACCUUCCUGAUGUGUAAGUGGGCAUUCUUUGAUGUCGUUUAAUAAUAGACAACUUUUCUGCCUUUAAUUUUCAGAUACAGAAUUAACACCUGGAAUCUGGAGACGCGCUUUGUACAAAUUGAAAGCUUUGGGCUUUCUCUUUAGUUCUCCAGAUGUGUUAUCUCAUCUGUCUGCUUGAAACAUCCACAGUCACAUAGACUCCAGCUACUAACUAUGGAGUUGUGUGACCCGUCGCAGUGUUGGAACGUUUUUGCUGAGCUUUGGAACUAGCGUUCUUUUCCCACCAGUUUAACACUUUGUCAAGAAUAAGAAGCCAAACAAAGACAUGCACAUUCUGUUGACAUAUGGACUCUGUAACUGGUGAAUUUUAUUGAAACUGGUCACUCCGUCAAAGUCAGCUUGAUAUGCAAGUCAUGUCCUAAUGGAUAUGAAGACUUACGUUGGUGUAUCCAGGCUCUAGCAAACAACUGAAGAUAAACAGACAAGCAAAAACCUAUUAUUAUGACUAACCCUUGGGAAGAGAAAGUCUGCAAAAUGGCUCAAACCAGUUUACUGCAAGGAAAGCAAUUCUACUGUAGGGAGUGGGUUUUCCACAAGCUUCAGCAUUGCCUCCAGGAGAAAACCAACUGCUGCAACAGCGCUGUCAACACCCCAGCCCUUGCUGUGAAUCCUGGGAAUAAUGCUGGAGCUGUCUCUGGGAAGGGAGCUUCCUGGGGGGUGCUGUUGGUGGGAGGGCCUGGCAGUGGCAAGACUGCCCUGUGUACUGAGCUCUUAUGGCCAAGUUCACCUUCAGGUUUGCAGAGAGGCUUACACCGUCAGGCACUGGCCUUCCAUUUCUGCAAAGCUCAGGACUCCGAUACCUUGUGCGUUGGAGGGUUUGUUAGAGGUCUGGUUGCCCAGAUCUGCCGCAGUGGACUACUCCAAGGCUAUGAAGACAAGCUGAGAGAUCCGGCAGUCCAGAGCCUCUUACAGCCGGGGGAAUGUGAGAGGAACCCAGCCGAAGCAUUUAAAAGGUGUGUGCUGCUCCCACUUUUGGGAAUGAAGCCCCCGCAGCAGAGCCUGUACCUACUCGUUGAUUCUGUUGAUGAAGGGUGUAACGUUACGGAAGGUGAACAGACGUCUACCAGCCUGUCUGGGACAGUCGCAGAGCUUCUAGCUGGUCACCAUGAGUUCUUUCCACCAUGGCUGUUGCUCCUCUGUUCUGCCCGAAAACAGAGUAAGGCUGUUACAAAAAUGUUUACUGGUUUCCGAAAAAUAAGUUUAGAUGAUCUUCGGAAGGCGUAUAUCGUGAAAGACGUUCAGCAGUACAUUCUUCACCGUUUAGACCAGGAAGAAGCUUUACGACAGCACCUCACAAAAGAAACUGCGGAGAUGCUAAAUCAGCUGCACAUAAAAAGUAGCGGGUGCUUUCUUUACCUAGAACGAGUUCUAGAUGGAGUAGUGGAAAAUUUUAUAAUGUUGAGAGAGAUUCGUGACAUCCCAGGAACACUAAAUGGUCUGUACCUCUGGCUGUGCCAAAGACUUUUUGUAAGAAAGCAGUUUGCAAAGGUUCAGCCUAUCCUGAAUGUGAUCCUUGCAGCCUGCCGACCUUUGACCAUCACAGAAUUGUAUCACGCAGUAUGGACCAAGAAUAUGUCAUUAACCUUGGAGGACUUUCAACGCAAGUUGGAUGUCCUCUCCAAACUCCUUGUUGAUGGACUAGGAAAUACUAAAAUACUGUUUCACUACAGCUUUGCAGAGUGGCUUCUGGAUGUGAAGCACUGUACUCAAAAGUAUUUGUGUAAUGCAGCAGAAGGACACAGAAUGUUGGCUAUGAGUUAUACCUGUCAAGCCAAGAAUUUAACUCCAUUGGAAGCACAAGAGUUUGCGUUACACUUAAUUAAUUCGAAUUUGCAGUUGGAGACAGCUGAGUUGGCUCUGUGGAUGAUAUGGAAUGGCACACCUGUCAGAGACUCCCUAUCUACUUUAAUACCCAAGGAACAAGAAGUACUGCAGCUGUUGGUUAAAGCUGGUGCUCAUGUCAACAGUGAAGAUGAUCGCACCUCAUGCAUAGUCCGACAAGCCUUAGAAAGAGAGGACUCUAUAAGGACAUUGUUGGAUAAUGGAGCUUCAGUGAAUCAGUGUGAUUCCAAUGGGAGAACAUUGUUAGCUAAUGCUGCAUACAGUGGUAAUCUUGAUGUAGUGAAUUUACUUGUCUCCAGGGGAGCAGAUUUAGAGAUAGAAGAUACUCACGGACAUACUCCACUCACUCUGGCUGCACGCCAAGGACAUACCAAGGUGGUGAAUUGUCUGAUAGGAUGUGGAGCAAAUAUUAAUCAUACUGAUCAAGAUGGCUGGACUGCACUAAGAUCUGCUGCUUGGGGUGGUCACACCGAGGUCGUUUCUGCACUGCUUUAUGCUGGCGUGAAAGUGGACUGUGCAGAUGCUGACAGCCGAACAGCUCUGAGAGCAGCGGCAUGGGGAGGACACGAGGACAUUGUCCUCAAUCUGCUGCAACAUGGUGCUGAAGUUAACAAAGCUGACAAUGAAGGUAGAACUGCUUUAAUAGCAGCAGCAUACAUGGGACAUAGAGAGAUUGUGGAACAUCUGCUGGACCAUGGAGCAGAAGUAAACCAUGAGGAUGUUGAUGGCAGGACUGCCCUCUCUGUCGCUGCACUGUGUGUCCCUGCAAGUAAAGGGCAUGCAUCAGUUGUGAGUCUCUUAAUUGACCGAGGUGCUGAAGUAGAUCAUUGUGACAAAGAUGGCAUGACUCCACUGCUGGUGGCUGCCUACGAAGGACACGUGGAUGUGGUUGACUUGCUUUUAGAGGGGGGAGCCGAUGUUGAUCACACAGACAACAAUGGCCGUACACCCCUCUUAGCAGCUGCUUCUAUGGGUCAUGCGUCAGUAGUAAACACACUUUUGUUUUGGGGUGCAGCUGUGGAUAGUAUUGACAGUGAAGGUAGGACAGUCCUCAGCAUAGCUUCCGCACAGGGAAAUGUUGAGGUGGUCCGCACACUGCUGGAUAGGGGGUUAGAUGAGAAUCACAGAGAUGAUGCUGGAUGGACGCCUUUGCACAUGGCAGCUUUUGAAGGCCACAGGUUAAUAUGUGAAGCACUGAUCGAACAAGGUGCUAGAACCAAUGAGAUUGACAAUGAUGGGCGGAUCCCUUUCAUAUUGGCUUCACAAGAGGGUCACUAUGAUUGUGUGCAAAUACUGUUGGAAAACAAAUCUAACAUUGAUCAGAGAGGUUAUGACGGAAGAAACGCACUGCGGGUUGCUGCGUUAGAAGGACACCGGGACAUUGUUGAAUUGCUUUUUAGCCACGGAGCUGAUGUCAAUUACAAAGAUGCUGAUGGCAGGCCCACCCUUUACAUAAUGGCCUUGGAAAACCAACUUACGAUGGCUGAAUAUUUUUUAGAAAAUGGUGCAAAUGUAGAAGCGAGUGAUGCCGAAGGAAGGACGGCGCUUCACGUUUCAUGUUGGCAAGGCCACAUAGAAAUGGUGCAGGUUCUGCUGGCCUACCAUGCUGAUGUCAAUGCUGCAGAUAACGAGAAGCGCUCUGCUCUCCAAUCUGCCGCCUGGCAGGGCCACGUCAAAGUGGUUCAGCUUCUGAUUGAGCACGGGGCUGUGGUUGACCACACUUGUAAUCAGGGUGCCACUGCCCUCUGUAUUGCAGCGCAGGAAGGACACAUCGAUGUGGUGCAAGUUUUAUUAGAGCACGGUGCCGAUCCAAACCAUGCUGAUCAAUUUGGACGCACUGCUAUGCGUGUGGCAGCCAAAAACGGACAUUCUCAAAUCAUUAAAUUAUUAGAAAAAUAUGGUGCAUCUAGUUUGAAUGGCUGUUCACCAUCCCCUGUUCACACAAUGGAGCAAAAACCUCUACAGUCAGUGUCUUCAAAAAUGCAGUCGUUAACAAUUAAAUCAAAUAGUUCUGGUAGUACUGGCGCAGGGGACACGCAGCCUUCGUUACGUGGUUUGCCCAACGGGCCAGCUCAUGCAUUCAGUUCUCCUUCAGAAUCGCCAGAUUCUACAGUUGAUCGGCAGAAGUCAUCAUUGUCAAAUAAUUCCCUUAAGAGCUCAAAAAAUUCAUCUUUAAGAACUACUUCCUCCACAGCAACUGCUCAGACAGUGCCAAUCGAUAGCUUUCAUAGUUUGUCAUUUACAGAACAAAUUCAGCAGCAUUCAUUGCCCCGCAGUAGAAGUCGACAGUCAAUUGUUUCUCCAUCUUCCACAACGCAGUCCCUGGGGCAGAGUCAUAAUUCCCCAAGUAGUGAGUUUGAAUGGAGUCAAGUAAAGCCCAGUCUGAAAUCAACAAAAACAAAUAAAGGAGGGAAAUCAGAAAAUUCCAACAAAUCUGGAUCAGCUGGGAAAAAAGCAAAGCAAAAUAAUUCCUCACAGCCAAAGGUAUUAGAAUAUGAAAUGACUCAGUUUGAUAAAAGAGGACCUGUCACCAAGCCUGGGCCCAGCGCACCACCCAAACAAACACCUGCAGAGCCUCAGUGCAAAAUUGUGAUACCUUCCACUCAGCAGGAAAUUGGUAGGUCUCAGCAGCAGUUUCUCAUUCACCAACAAAGCGGAGAGCAGAAAAAGAGAAAUGGAAUAAUGACCAACCCGAAUUACCAUCUUCAGAACAACCAGGUUUUUCUUGGUCGGGUGUCAGUUCCACGAACAAUACAAGACAGAGGGCAUCAGGAAGUGUUAGAAGGCUAUCCUUCCUCAGAGACAGAAUUGAGCCUUAAACAAGCCCUGAAGCUUCAGAUUGAGGGUUCUGAGCCCAGCUUCAACUAUAAAAAGGAAACGCCACUGUAAAAGUUUCCUAGUCUGUGAAACAGAAGACAUUGUGAUUGGAUUAGUUCUUCAGCUGCUGGAUGAAAACAUGAGACGCCUGUUGAUUCGCUGAAAAAAAUAAAAUUGAAGAAUGUGAUAUCUGCAGUACAGUUACUUUAAUGACUGUAAUGUGCCUAAAUAAUAAGGCUGCCUUCUCAGUGUAACCCUCUAUGCUUAAAAUAUUUCAUUUUGUGUGCUUUGUAUUCAUUACACAAGAAUAAGCACUUUUUAAUAAUGCAGAUAUAUACUACAGUUCCCUGACAAAAGCUGAAAAUAUUGAAUAAAGUAUUUUAAGUUAAGAUUUGAUAAUUGUGCAUGUGCCAUGGUCAAAUAUAUAUGAAAAGGCAGUGUUCCUUAUAUUUAUGUUUCUUGUUUUAUGGCGAAAGAAAUUUAAGCAUUCUGUUUCAGUCACAUUGGCAUUGUAGCCUAUGGCCUGCUUCCUGUAUCUUUAAAAACAUUGCUCAAUAAAACAAAUCUGGCAACUGUUUCAUGUUCACUACACCCUCAGCAUUGGGGAAAAAUGAAUUUUUGCAUAAACGUUGCAUUGAAAUAAGAAAAAUGUUUUCUUGACAGAUUCAGAAAAUAAUAAUUGCUAAUACUUUGGGGAGCUGGAAUAAAUAGAUCAAUUCUGGAUUUUCCCAUUGAAAUGCUCCUCAUCUCUGAGUUAUAAGUGUCUCAGCAACCAACCAGACUAGGUAGGACAGAGUUUUGUUCACGUUCCACUCCUGUGUCAAUUCUCAGGGCCAAAGCCAUGCCUCAUUGCAUGUGUGUGCAGAGGGAGAUACACCUGUUUAUCUGAGGAUAGAUUUUUUUUUUAUUUCUAAACACCUCAUUGACUCCCCUUAUCUCUUCUUCCGCGCUAAGUAUCAUUUGUCAGCAUAAACAUUAAUGUUUGCUUCUCUCACACUUGUUUCUAUUUUGUAACUCUGCACAUGCCCCAAAUAGCCCCUUUCAAAAUCAGUUGGAUUGAUUCUGAUGGUUCAGUUGGAUGAGCAUUUCUGAUGAAUGCAGUAUGUGUUGUCCUUCAGUGGUGACAGCACUAACCCAUCAGUUAUAGCACGUGUGUAUUUUUGUAUUGUUGUUAGGUGGUGGUAGUGAUGGAUUUGCACUUUUCUAUCCUUAUGCUCCUUCCUAUUUUCUUCUUUGGACCUUUGUGUGCUGGAUGACUGUGUGCCAGGGAAAUUCUUUUGCCAAGGAAAGUAAAAUUGGUUCAAAGGAGCAUAGCUUCAGACUGCUUGCUGUAUGUAGAUAUUCUAGACCAGAGGAGCCAGCUGAAACUGGCUGUUCCUUUUGUCUGGAAGUGUUGGCGUAGUGUUUAAAAGUCAAGGUUGUGGAUUUGAUCUUGGAAUGAGACCUGCUAAUCUUAACAUAGCUCUGUGUACUAUUGAUAAGGAAGAGGAAUGAGGAAUGAGAAUUUGGAGAUAGAGCACAAAACCAUUGCUACUACUGGAAAAAAAUCUUAAGAAUAUGUCUUAGUAACAGAAGUCAGUAAUGUCACCUGCAGAUAUGAAGGACGCUAAGGUGACACAUUGUUCAAGGACAUAGAAAUGUGUCAUUGGUUGUGAUAAACAUUACACUUGAAUCUGUUUAAGGUGUUUUUUUUUUUUUAAGUCAGCAAAGCUCAUUUUGUCUGUGUCAUCUACAAGUCAUAAUCAGAACCAGGAGACAAGUUGAUAAGUUCAAUCAAUAUUAAGAUGACAUAGCAAUAUUGAUAACUCGAAUGUGAAUGUUUCAAGUAUUGAAUUCUUGUCCCUAUGGGACAUUUAUUAAAUACACUUAAUAGGACUCUUUCAAAGUAGCCUUAAAAGUGUUAAUGAUUCUGUUAAUAAAUAUGAACUCAUACUGUUUUUAGAACCAACUUUACUCAUAUCUCAAAUGCAGUACAUUUACAUGACUGUAGAAGAAGAUGAAGCUGUAAUUUCUUAUUAGGUGUAUUUUUCUUUAGAAAGAGAACUCUAAAAGCUGCCAGUUUUUUCUAUUAAUCUUGAAUUAUUCACAUUGUAUUUAUUUAAUUUUAUUGUUUUUACAAAGUUGCACCUUGUAGCCAAAGGGCAAAGAUAUGAUUCAUUGUAUAAGGGAUUUUGCGUUUUUCAAAGAGGUAAAUGUUUUCAUAUCCAUACUGUAUACACUUGAAACAGUAAGAAGAAAUCUUGCAGGAAAAAUAUGAUUUUCAGGAGUAAGUUCCUCUGGGUGUUUUUAUAUAAAUGAUGUUUUGAAAUAGAACUUAAGUGACUUCCAGUAAGCUUCAGGAAGGCAGGGGUGGGAGAUGCCCUGCUUUACUUCAUUGUUUGUGUGGCGAGUUUGGUACCGUUACUGAAAAUGAUUUUAAGCACCAUUAAAGAAUAAAAAGGCCCCCAAAUAUAAGACUCUUAAAUAGCUAUUUUUGAAACUAAAUGUUUAGAUUUUGUAAAUUAGCUGUUGCCCACUACACAAUUUAUGAUGCUAUAUGCUUAAAAUGUUUUUAUAACAUUCCAUUCAUGUUACCUAAACGUGUGAGUUGCUAACAUGGGAGGUGAGAGAAAUACAGCAAUGAAAGUUAAACACUUGAGUAUUCCUAGGAAUGGUUAUGGGAGAAAAACUGAGUGGAAAUCAGUAUAUACUGUAAUGUAAAGUUAAUAUCUUUGUCCCUUAUCACUCCCACCACCACCGGAAUCCUCACUAAAAAUAAUUCACUUAAAAAAUGGGAGUACAUACUUUUCUCUGUAUUAUUUUGCUAUGCAAAUGUUUGUUUUUCUUGAUGUAGUCCAGUUACACUUCUCAGCAAACGUAGUUGCAGACAAAGGCUUUCUUUUUAUUUCUCCCUUGGUUUGGGGUAUGUAAAUAAACAGCCUAAAAUGUACAUUGAAUUUCACAUUGUAAAAGUUUUAUUUCCUGUAUUAUAUUACACAAAAAUCCCUAUGUAUAUGAAAGUGCAUAAUAAAUAUAUUUGCUUU
Ochotona curzoniae (black-lipped pika) is the source of this 8656-nucleotide messenger RNA. RefSeq names its product ankyrin repeat domain 50 (gene ANKRD50). Gene Ontology annotation, molecular function: protein binding. Lineage: Eukaryota; Metazoa; Chordata; Mammalia; Lagomorpha; Ochotonidae. The transcript is spliced from 4 exons. The record is from RefSeq and is a predicted model, not a curated record. Bases 1416 to 5705 code for a protein of 1429 amino acids.